Molecule: messenger RNA, 944 nt
Organism: Rosa chinensis
Lineage: Eukaryota; Viridiplantae; Streptophyta; Magnoliopsida; Rosales; Rosaceae
Product: X-linked retinitis pigmentosa GTPase regulator-interacting protein 1
Exons: 1
Coding region: 135-833 (232 amino acids)
Source: RefSeq, a predicted model, not a curated record
UACCUCAUUGUUUCCAGUUCUUUACGUUCAGUCAGAUGUGAAUCAAAACCUCAUUGCCUAAUUCAGUGAUCUCCUCAAUCGGCUCCUCUCAAAGGGUCAGAGAUUCAUUAAUUUUUCAAAUCUUUGAUUAAUUAAUGGAUCCCAUUAAGGCUCAAAAGGUUCGAGCCAUCAAGCGCUACAAGAAGAGUGAUUCGUUUUUCCAGAGUCUCAUUCUUCAUUCCCUUCUUGCGCUAGCUUGCAGUUUAUUUUGUUCCUACUCUAACUCGUUUCCCAAUUCUUUUUACACUAUCAAACACCUCUUGUUUAAUUCUCUUCCCAAUACUUGGUCGUGGUUCGUUAACCCUAGCUGCCUGUUCGUGGUAGUCAAUUUCAUUGUGGUGUUCCUUAUUGGAGAAUCGAGGAUCAGUGGCAAGCAAUCCUCAUCUCCGGCCGAUCAGGUUUACGAUGAGUAUGUUGCGAGGACUCGAAGUCUUAGGGGACGUCCUUCCACGACAGUUCAAGAGAUCAAGAAAGAAGAGAAGAUCGUAGUGAAAAUGGAUGGCCCGAAGGAGGACAAUGCUAAUGGGAUUGAAGAUCGCAAAGAAGUUGAUGAAGUACCACUGAAAGAAGAGAGUGAUGGUCAGGAUGAAGAUUUCGAAGAGUGCGAGGAAAAUGUUAUCGAAAAUGAAAAAAAUGAAGAAGAAGAAGAGAAAGAAAUGGAAGAAGAACACGAACAAGAAGAAGAGGACGCUGUAGGGAUACCGGCUGAGGAACUAAACAAAAGGAUUGAAGACUUCAUUGCAAGGGUUAAUAAGCAAAGGUUGCUUGAAGCUAGAUUUUUAAUUAAUUUGUAGUACAAGAGCUUGAUCGAUAUGUUUGGGGUACCCAAAAAUAAACUCCAUCGGUAAAUUAAUUAAUUGGGCUAAUUAUUUUGUGGUUUAUAAUUUACUGGUAUAAUUUUGUCA